This is a messenger RNA of Mollisia scopiformis, 1179 nucleotides long. Its product is annotated as NAD(P)-binding protein. NCBI's taxonomy places the organism in Eukaryota, Fungi, Ascomycota, Leotiomycetes, Helotiales, Mollisiaceae. Bases 114 to 1055 code for a protein of 313 amino acids. The record is from RefSeq and is a predicted model, not a curated record. The transcript is spliced from 3 exons. Gene Ontology annotation, molecular function: oxidoreductase activity.
ACAACCUUCACUGUCAGCAACGAGCAUAUAGCUCGCAGCAAGCCUCCAACGAUGUCCUUUCCUCGGCAUUGUAUCAAUUCAGAUCUGUUUGAUUAUAGCUGAAAGUGUUCACGAUGACGGGGAAAGAUCAACCGGUAGCGCUGGUGGUUGGAGCUUCGAGGGGCAUUGGGAGACAGGUUGCUAUUGAUUUAGCGAAGAAUGGAUAUACUGUGGUGGUAGCAGCCAAAUCCACGAGCGAUGCGUAUGCGAAGCCCUUCCCUCCGGAUCCCAACUCGCAGCAAUCGACCAUCAGCACCGUCGAGCGGGAGAUCCGGGAAGCUGGCGGGCGGGCGACUGCUAUUGCCGUCGAUACGAGAGAUUACGAGAGUGUGCAGAGGCUUGUCAAUGAGACGGUGAAGAUAUACGGGCAUCUUGAUGUCGUGAUCUAUAAUUCGGGCGCUAUAUGGUGGGCGUCGGUUGAGAAUACACCCAUGAAGCGAUUCCAGCUCAUGCAACGGAUUAAUCCUGAAGGGCUGUACGGUACGAUUCAAGCUUCGCUGCCGCAUUUCAAGCAGAAUGGGUGGAAGGGUCGGGUUAUUGUUGUUUGUCCGCCUAUAUAUUCGCGUUUCUUUCGAGGGAAGACGGCGUAUGCUAUGGGGAAGGUGGGCAUGAGUGUCCUUGUCAAGGGAUUGGCUAUGGAUUGGGAGAGGGAGGGGAAGAAAGAUAUGGCUGUGACUGGGAUUUGGCCUGCUUCGUCAAUUGAAUCCGCUGCUACGGGUCAAAUCACAAAGACGGACCCACACUCUGUUCGUGAUCUACGCAAACCUACCAUUUAUUCGGAUGCUAUUUUAGCUAUGCUCCGAGCGCCUGUUUCCGAAGUCAAUGGGCUAUUGGAUCUUGAUGAGGACUUUCUGCGCAGAGUUGAAGGGGUGACCGAUUUCUCGAAAUACUCUGUUGUUGAAGGGGCAGUGCCGAGACGUAUCAUGCCUGCUGAGUUUCCAGACUUGACAGUUGCGGAGCAGGCGGAUGAAGGGAGGAGGACCGAUAGUACGAAGUUGAGGGCUUCUAAGCUAUGAGAUGUUUGACUUGAGUACGUAGCUUUUGGAGUAAAAUAAGACCUUAGGAGCGCUGAUUUCUGUGUCUAGUGCUGUCUCAUGAACGGAAACUCUAAUGCAACUUCCGUCUCGAGUCAAUCAGGAC